AUGACGCAACAUCUGGUGGCGUGGGCCGAGAGAUUUCUCUCUGAUGAUACUGUCAAAGGAUGUUACUCGACACUGAAAUGCUUAUUGAGUGGAUCUAUUGAUGAUUUUGUUGAUGAUGUUGAUGUUGAAAAUGAAACAAUUGGGGAUGAUGAUGAUCAUGUUGUUGAUGGUGUUAUUGAAACAGAUUUGGGCCGGGAAAUUUUCGGGAUCAGGAAAACCCGAUCCCUGUUAGGAGGUGGGGACAAGGACGGUGAUAGGUUCUUAAAUAAAAUUGAUUCUUUCUUUAAGAAAAUAGGCUCUCAAGAUAUAGAAGUUAAUGCAACUACAAAACAUUUCACUGAUAAUGUUGAAGCUUCAAUUCCUGAACAACGUCCCCGUGAAGUGCCUAGAAUAGAAUCCAAAGAAGUUGAUACAUCUUCUUUGAAAGUCAAUAGUGGGAAGAAUUGUGCUUUCUUAACUCAUAUUGGAAAGGACCCUAAUUCAUCGCACAGAAUUGUUAUCAAAUCUUGCCAUGAUUUAACAAUUCAAGCGCAACACAUUGAGAAAUUAGUUGAGAAACAAACUUCUCAACAAGUUGCCAAAAAUCGUUUGUGGUUGAAGACUACAAUAGAUGCUGUCAAAUGGCUUACAUUUCAUGCUUGUGCAUUUAGAGGUUGUGAUGAAAGUCAUGAUUCUAAUAAUCAAGAAAAUAUUAUUGAAUUGAUAAAGCUCUUGGCAUCUUAUAAUGCAGAUGUGGCAGAUGUUGUAUGCAUUCUUGAGGAGAUUCAUGAAGCAAAAUUUUGCAUUAUAGUGGAUGAAGCUCGAGAUGAAUCAAAGAGGGAGCAAAUGGCCAUUGUUCUACGAUUUGUUGAUAAAGAUGGUUUUAUAAAGGAGCAUUUUUUUGACAUAGUUCAUGUAUCGGAUACAACAUCAGCAACUUUGAAAGAAGAAAUAUAUAUUGUCCUAUCUCAUCAUAAUCUCAGUGUACAAAAUAUUUGUGGUCAAGGCUAUGAUGGUGCUUGUAAUAUGCGUGGAGAGUGGACUGGGUUACCGGCCUUAUUUCUUCAUGACAAUCAUUUUACAUAUUAUGUUCAUUGCUUUGCUCAUCGACUCCAAUUAGCAUUGGUAGCAACAGCAAGAGAGGUUAUAGCCGUUGUCCAAUUUUUUUCUUAUCUGGAUCUCACAGUUAAUCUAUGUGGCUCUUCUUGUAAAAGGCAUGAUCAGUUGAAAGUUGCUCAAGCUGAAGAAAUUGUAGCAAAACUUGCCAUUAAUGAAGUUGAAACUGGUAAAGGAAAAAAUCAAGUUGGGACAUUUAAACGGGUUGGAGAUACUCGAUGGAGUUCUUACUUGGGAUUUAUUUCCAAUGCUGAUGGAGUUUAUGAUAAGAUUACAUCUUUAAAGUUUGUGUUUAUCUUACAUUUGAUGAGAGAUAAUAUGGGGACUACUGAUGAUCUUUGCCAAGUUUUGCAAUAUAUUCUUGAUAUGAGUGCUCGUUACACAUCUAGUAGAGGUCGUGCUUGUCACCAAAGAGAUCACAUUACUAUUGAGCAUCAUUUUUGGGUUGAUAUUUUUACAAUUACAUGUGAUCCUCAAUUGCAAGAAUUGAACAACAGAUUCAAAGAAGAUGUGAUGGAGUUGCUUAUUCUUAGCUCUGCUUUAGAUCCUAAGGAUGAUUACAAUUCGUUCAAAAUUGAAGAUAUAUGCAAGCUUGCAAAUCAAUUUUAUCCUAAUCACUUUAUAGAGCAAGAAAAAAUACAUUUGAAAUUCCAGUUGCAAAACUACGAGAUUGACAUCCUUAAACAUCCUAAGUUUUAG
Camellia sinensis is the source of this 1794-nucleotide messenger RNA. The record is from RefSeq and is a predicted model, not a curated record. Lineage: Eukaryota; Viridiplantae; Streptophyta; Magnoliopsida; Ericales; Theaceae.